Molecule: messenger RNA, 2779 nt
Organism: Pangasianodon hypophthalmus (striped catfish)
Lineage: Eukaryota; Metazoa; Chordata; Actinopteri; Siluriformes; Pangasiidae
Gene: susd4
Product: sushi domain containing 4
Exons: 9
Coding region: 337-1779 (480 amino acids)
Biological process (GO): negative regulation of complement activation, classical pathway; negative regulation of complement activation, alternative pathway
Source: RefSeq, a predicted model, not a curated record
CCAAAUUCACCCUGCAUGCUUAUUGGUAUUCUAGUUAUGUAUUAAAAAGUGGUAAAUGUGUUAUGGGGUUUUAUAGGCCAUGUGAAUGGUAUGUACUUUGACCUGUACAGUAGCUCAUGCCCUUGUCAUGAGGAAGUGUCACCUGUCCGAACAGAACAAUUCUCAGCCUCUUUUUCUUUUAAAGAAAUUCAAAAGGGGGGUAUGGGCGCAUAAUUAAAAGGUGAAUAGCCUUUUUAAUCAAUGAUUAUCAACGACAGUGAAAGUGAAGUGGGUUUUGAAGCAUGCCAGUGCUGGAGCACUAAUAUCCGAUUAAUCGGACCUGAAAGAUGAAUCAUCAUGAAGGGAGACAGAAAGACGUCUCUGUUUGUCCGUACUGCGAUCUCCGGCCAGUUUCUUGUGAUACUCAGCAUCUUUCCUCUUCAGCUGGUCACCGCCUUCGCAGAGCCUGCCAUAGAGCAGUUUUGUAGAGACCCGGGUGUUCCCGAGCAUGGAAACAGAACACCAAGUUCUGGUGUGUUCUUUGCGAACGCUGUGGCCAGAUUUUCUUGUUUAGAGGGAUACAGACUAAAAGGAGCAUCAAAGAUCACCUGCGUUUUAUUCCAGAACGGAUCAUUAGGAUGGAGACCAAGCCUUAAACCAGUGUGCCUUCCAGACGAAUGUCUUCCUCCAUAUAUUGAGGAUGCUGAUGUUGCUAAUAAGACCUACAGGCCAGGGGAUAACCUUAUUAUUAGAUGUCAUGAGGGAUUUCAGAUCCGCUAUCCUGACACAGACAGCAUGGAAUCAGUUUGCCAAGAGGAUGGAACGUGGGACAAUCAGCCCAUCUGUCAAGGCUGCCUGCGCCCUUUGAUUCCUCCUCAUAGUUAUUUGAACAUCUCUGAGACACAGUUCUCCAUGCCCAUCGGAACAAUCGUAUACUACCAGUGUUUUCCAGGUUAUAAGCUGGAGGGUGCAGAAUUACUGGAAUGCAUGUAUAGCCUCAUAUGGUCGGAUGUGCCACCCCGGUGCCUUGACGUUGAAGCAUGUCCCUUACCUCCAAUGGUGGAGCAUGGAGAUUACAUAUGCCAUCCGCAGCCAUGUAACCGCUAUAUCCAUGGGACUGUAGUGGAGUUCUACUGUGAUCCUGGCUAUUCUCUAGUGAAUGACUACAAAUACAUCACCUGUCAAUAUGGGCGGUGGUUUCCUCAGAUGCACAUCUACUGUGUUCGAGAUGAGACCACAUGGCCUGGCUUUCAGGAAUCUUUACUGCAUGCAUGGAAACCAGUGGCAUUCACUACCUCAAGUGUGUUGUUAGCCCUGUUUCUAGUCAUCAUUGCAAAGAUGUCCCACUGCAAAUGCAAGAGCAGUCGGAAUUCAAGUGAAGAACGAGAGGAUGCCAGGGGUCCAAACAUCAUAAUAGUGGAUGGAGUUGCCAUACCUCUACCUUCCUACGAGGAGGCAGUCAGUGGUUCAUGCUACCAGCCCCCACGUGUGCUUCCCUCUGCUGGUCCGGGAUCCACACAGACCUCAGAAGAGCAGGACCCUCCUUCAUAUCCAGGGCCCACAGAAAGUCAGAAUGAUGCUCCAUUGGACACUGGAGAUGCUGACACAUGUGACAGUAUCUCAGAGCCAUCAGAGUGUCUACAAGCUAUGCAUCCAUCUUCUUCACAUGAUGUUGGGUUGAGCAAUGUAUCUGAGAAAACCAAUGUGAUCACCUCCAUGGAAGAAACUGCUUCUACGAGUCCCAGCAUAGAUAUUGCUGAUGAAAUUCCUCUUAUGGACGGUGGUGAAGAGGACUUCUGAUACUGUGGACAUCCACUGUACAAUUUUGGAUUUUCUCACUGCUGUAUUUAAAUGUUUCAGCACUCCACAUUGGUUUAACAUAGGCCCAUUCAUCUCUCUUACAGAUGGGCUGUUAUUAUAGCCAACAUUCAACACAUUAACAAGGCAAUAAAGGCAAUAAUAACAUCAUAUGUUUAGUUCCUCAUGCUUGGAUCAUGGGGAAAAACUAUGCAUUUGUAGUUAAACCAGUUUGUUUCAGUAAGAAUUUCACAUUGUUGGUCAAAUACGGCAGUUACCAAAGGAGAAAAAUUCACAUUUUACAUCUAGGGAUUAAAAUCGAAUUCUGCAUUUAAUCAGUCAACUGUGUCUGGCUAGUCUUCACAUGCUACAUAACAAGAGACCAUGAAAUAUACUGCUUUGAGGUAAAUUAAAAAUCUGUAAAUUCUAUUUCAGAGAUGACUGAGGAUACAUUUUAAUUACAUUUAAAUCAUAUUUAAAUUACAUUAUUUGACAAAUGUGUUCAAAACAGAAGAUUUCAUUAAUGUGUCUGCUGCUUACAAGUACAAAAAGUAUAAAAAUUAAACCCAACCUUUCUUAAAUCAUUUUGUAAUUUGUUUUAUUUGUGUAAGCAAGACCACAGUACAUUCGGUUCUACCAAAGUCUUCCUGACUUUAAUAAAUAAUAGCUGGUUCUACUGGCACCAUUCUGUGUUUCCUUUUUUCAAAAAAACACAAAUGACUUAUGUUUCUUUUUUUUCUCUACACAGAUUGUAUUGUUAUUGCUCUCUCGUGUUCAUGAGUCUCGGAGAACAGUAGCGUUUAUGAACGGAAAUAUACCCAAUUAGCACAUAUUCUAAUUAACAUGUUUCUUCACAUUUUAGGUGAGAAUAGAGUCAAUGAUCAUUAAUCCUGCUACUAUGAAAGUGCAGCCAUGAUCGUUUUCUAACUGGUAGAAUCGUGGCACUGAUGAUUUAAAAAAAAAUUCUAAGUAUAAGCCACCCAAGUAUAGGCCCCUAGAAUUU